Molecule: messenger RNA, 2019 nt
Organism: Paramecium tetraurelia
Lineage: Eukaryota; Ciliophora; Oligohymenophorea; Peniculida; Parameciidae
Exons: 3
Molecular function (GO): protein binding
Source: RefSeq, a predicted model, not a curated record
AUGGAUUCUCAAAAGAGGAAGCGUCUAAUAAUUUAAUAUUCGUUAAAAUUAAAAGAACUCAAAGAAGGAAGAGAUAGUUCUGAACAGAAAGCAUAACGAGCUCAUUAAAAAUCUCGAGUACUCAAAACUGAGUCCUCUGUUUCAUUAGUUAAAUUACCACAAUAAAUUCAAAUGCCUCCCGUAGAUGAUAUCAUUUCUAAGGGGGAAUGUAAAUUAAUUUUCUUACAAACUUAAUCUGAUGAUACAGGAUUUCGUACAUUUAAUGAAAUGAUGAGGACCAAUUCAAGUUGGCUUACCUAAGCAGAUAAAUUGGCGAAUACUCUUAGUAGUCCAAUGCAAUUAAAGAACAGACUUCAAUUUAAUCAUACUCAAGCAUUGAAGUUCAAGAACCGAAUUGAAUAAAAAUGGAAUAUGACAGUCAAAGAAGUGGCUGAUACUAUAAUACAAAAAUAAGAAUAAAAGGACCAAUAAAAAAUUAAAUUAGUUCAUUUAAAGAUUAAUCAUUUUGAUACUGACGAAAUAGGACAAUAGCAGGAGGAAUGUCCAACACCUUCUCAAUCAUAAGAAGUGAUAACUGCAAAUUUAAAGUUUUUUUGGUUUCACAUAUCAAUAUCAGAUUGGAAACCACCUAUUCGCGAAGGUUGUACAGUGACUUAUAUCCAAAAUUUGAAUAAAUGCAUAAUGUAUGGUGGAAUAGGAAAUGAUUUAUUUAAGACUUUUGUAACUCUGAAUACUCAGACAUGGGUAUGGAAGGAUAUUGGACCUGGAGUAGGAGAUGUCCCAUUAGAGGGUAGAUUCGGACAUACCGCUACACUUUAUAAGCAAUAAUUGAUAAUUUAUGGAGGAGAGAAAAAAUACAACAGUGCAAUGAAGAUGAGAGAGUGUUAUGGGGAUGUUCGUAUAUUUACUCCAAGUGAUAAAACCUGGAUCUUGAUUAAACCAUACGGAGAUGUAGUGGAAGGGCGACGCAAUCAUUGUGCAGAAGUAAUUGGUAAAUAUUUCAUUGUUUACGGUGGGAUCAAUUCAUAUGGUAAAAUCUUGACAGAUGUGGCAGGGCUUAAUUUGGAAACAUGUAAAUGGACUUCAUUUCAAAUUGAGAAUUCAGUUGGAUUGGAAGGAGUUUCUGAUGCAACCUCUUUGGCCAUGUUCAAAAGUGAAAUUAAAAUGGAAAACCCUUAUUUCAGUUAUGAAUGGGUCAAAAAAAAGGGAAGGUCUUUCUUGCCCAUUACAACUGAAGGCAUUUAUGUUUUCGGAGGGAGAUUAUAAAAUGGAGAAGCAAUUAAUGACCUCAGAAUUAUCUAGUUUGGAUUCAAACCGAUUAAAAUUACAAAAGUCAAGACAAAAGGAUAACCACCAUUAGCUCGAUAUUCUCAUUCAAUGAAUUACUUUAGAUAAACCAAUGUCAUCAUUAUCUAUGGUGGCAGGAAUGACUCAAAAUAAGGAAAUAUCCUUAAUGAUAUAUUUGUAUUGCAAAUCCAAUAAUUCUCAUGGUCUUAAGUUUAAUAGAUCUAAUAAUUGUACUCAUUCAUAUUUAUUAGUAGAAAAAAUGGCAAGUGCAGACAUUCAAGUGUCUCCAUUGAUUCUAAAAUACUUAUUUUCGGAGGCUAUGCUUAACAUGUGUUUGCCAAUGCAGAUAUCCAAUUAUUGGAAUUAGAUUAGAAUAAAGUGGCUAAAAUGAUUAAAGAUAAUAAAAGUAAUAAAAAUAGAGAUGUUGUUAUUCACAGUGAUGAAUUAGUUAAUAACAACACUCUCAAAGUUUUUAAAACUGAAUACUAUAAUGAGGCAGAAGACCCAGAUCUUAAACAAAAGAAAAUCUAAGAAAAUGAAUUCCAAAGAUUAUGUUACAGCAAUUUCAAAAGUUUCAUGCCUCUGCCUCCACAAAAUCAUUCAUCUUUGGUUACUGAAUACAAAAAUAAGAGAGAAUAAGCCAAAUUAGAAAUUCUCAAAAGCUAAUUUAAUGAUGUAAGCAGAAGAAACAGUCGUAGAACAACUAGUGACUUCAAAAUUAUUGAAAAAUGA